Messenger RNA from Penaeus chinensis, 1272 nucleotides. Its product is annotated as transcription elongation factor S-II-like. Gene Ontology annotation, molecular function: nucleic acid binding. Gene Ontology annotation, biological process: transcription elongation by RNA polymerase II; DNA-templated transcription. NCBI's taxonomy places the organism in Eukaryota, Metazoa, Arthropoda, Malacostraca, Decapoda, Penaeidae. The record is from RefSeq and is a predicted model, not a curated record. Gene Ontology annotation, cellular component: nucleus. The coding region runs from base 118 to 1272 and encodes 384 amino acids. The transcript is spliced from 9 exons.
GCGUAGCGGCCCGAGCCCCGCAGUCGUCGCCGGCGUCUCCUGGACUCGAUACUACGCCGUCGAUCCCUCCUUUUUCUGACUGAAAUCCUCUCCCCGCUCGAGGCUCCGCUGGUAACCAUGGGUUGCGAUGACGAAGUGCUCAAGAUCAAGAAGAAGCUCGAUAAGAUGACCACGAGCGGCAGUGACCAGACACAGGCACUGGAUUUGUUGAAAGUGUUGCAGACCCUUCCAAUCAACUUCCAGGUACUAUCUAAAACUCGCAUUGGCAUGACCGUCAACGCCCUACGAAGAGCGUCCUCUGAUGAUGAUGUAAUUUCAACAGCGAAACAGCUCAUCAAGAACUGGAAAAAAUUUGUUCCUGACAAGAAGGAGGACGAAGAUAAAGAUAAUAAAGAAGAGAAGAAGAAGGACAAGGAGGAGAAAAAGGAGAGUAAGAGUGGCAGCAACAGUAACAGCAACAGCAGUAGCAGCGGGAGUGGGAGUUCCAAGCCUACCUCGUUUCCUCCUUCAGCUCCACCUACUACUGAUGCCCUGCGGCUGAAGUGCCGAGAGAUGUUAACAAAUGCUCUGAAGUGUUCAGAAUUACCAGAUGGCAUUGUUGACACCCCAGAGAGUCUCGGAGAACAAGUUGAGGAAGCCAUUUAUCAAGAGUACCGCAAUACUGAUGCUGCUUAUAAAAAUCGCUUACGAUCUCGGGUGUAUAACCUGAAGGACAGCAAGAACCCACAGCUGCGAGAAAAUGUCCUUAGAGGUGUUAUUUCUCCCAAGAGAUUGGCCACCAUGUCAUCUGAUGAAAUGGCCAGUGAUGAGAUGAAAGCACUUCGAGAGAAAUUCACUAAGGAGGCCAUUGAUGAUCACCAGCUGGCAGUGGCCCAAGGCACCAAGACGGACUUGCUGAAAUGUGGCAAGUGUGGGCAGAGGAAUUGCACCUACAAUCAGAGCAAACGUUUCCAAGAUGGUGAGAUACUGAUAUCUGGUCACCUCAUGGUUUCAAACGCUACCUGCGGACGUGCUUCAAGCGGAGUCCACAGCUGCAUAAAACGACGGGAAAACUGUGUCAUUCUUGGUGGGACCUAUUGUGGGUAUUAUACAAAUUAUUAUUCAAAUUCAGGAGAGCCUCGGAAGAAAGCCAUUAAUCUUCUGGUGGCGCUGGGCGUAGCAAGUUUGUGUUUCCUGAAGUUGUUUACAGCUUCAGGAAGAACGGAUCCUCACAGUAAAGUUAUCAAAAGGCUUGCUGGAAUCAUGUCCGAAAAAACAGCCAAGAGGAUGUAG